Messenger RNA from Chelmon rostratus (copperband butterflyfish), 2421 nucleotides. RefSeq names its product cadherin-22-like. The coding region runs from base 1 to 2421 and encodes 806 amino acids. Gene Ontology annotation, molecular function: calcium ion binding; cadherin binding. Lineage: Eukaryota; Metazoa; Chordata; Actinopteri; Chaetodontiformes; Chaetodontidae. Gene Ontology annotation, biological process: multicellular organism development; cell-cell junction assembly; homophilic cell-cell adhesion. The record is from RefSeq and is a predicted model, not a curated record. The transcript is spliced from 12 exons. Gene Ontology annotation, cellular component: adherens junction; catenin complex; plasma membrane.
AUGGCUCCGUCUUGGACAGCAGGAGCAUGGACAGUGCUGUCAGCGUUGGGUCUCCUGAGCUGCUGUAGCUUUGGCUGGUGUGAGGCCUCAAGGACUAGUAGUUCGGCCUCAGGAGGGAGUAGACAGGAGCAGGGACCUUCGUCACUUGAACGAGUGAAGAGAGGAUGGGUGUGGAACCAGUUUUUUGUGGUGGAGGAGUACACAGGCACGGAGCCACUAUAUGUAGGAAAGAUCCAUACAGACUCUGACGAGGGUGAGGGCAACAUCAAGUACACUAUCUCUGGAGAAGGGGCAGGCUCCAUCUUCAUCAUCGACGAGCUGACAGGAGACAUCCAUGCCACAGAGAGACUGGACCGAGAGGAGAAGGCCUUUUACACACUUCGGGCUCAGGCCCGUGACCGUCUCUCCAACGACCCUCUGGAACCAGAGUCAGAGUUUGUCAUUAAGGUCCAGGACAUCAAUGACAGUGAGCCAAAGUUCUUGGAGGGCCCCUACAUCGGCAGCGUGGCGGAGCUGUCACCCAUAGGAACGUCUGUCAUGAAGGUUACUGCAUCUGAUGCUGACGACCCCACAUACGGCAGCAGUGCCAGAGUCGUGUACAGCGUCCUGGAUGGAGAAAAGUUUUUCACCGUUGACAGACACACAGGGAUCAUCAUGACAGCAGUGGCAGAUUUGGACCGUGAGACACAGGAUCGUUAUGAGCUGGUCGUCAAGGCAACAGACAUGGCAGGACAAAUGGGCGGUCUCUCCGGCUCCACCACGGUGACCAUAGUGAUCACAGACGUUAAUGACAACCCGCCACGCUUCCCGCAGAAAAUGUACCAGUUUUCUGUGUCAGAGGGGGUGGCUGUGGGGACACCAGUUGGACGCGUCAUUGCCACAGAUGCAGACAUGGGAGAGAACACAGAUAUGAGCUAUCUGAUCAAAGAGGGAGGAGAGCUCUUCAAGGUCACUACCGAUGUUGAGACCCAGGAAGCUGUUGUCUCCGUCAAGAAGACGCUGGACUUCGAGAGCAAGCGCACACACAAUGUCGUGGUGGAGGCAGUAAAUAAGCAUGUUGACCCUCGCUUCGUGGACCUUGGUUCCUUUCGAGACCAGACCAUUGUUCGUGUCAGCGUGUCUGACAUAGAUGAGCCCCCCAUUUUUCAACCAGCAGAGGGCGCUAUCAUGGAAGUUCAGGAGGAUGCCAAAGUAGGAGCGCUGGUUGGCAUCGUCACUGCCAGAGAUCCAGAUGUGAAGAAUAAACCUGUCAGGUUUUCUAUCGAUCGGACCACAGACCAGGAGAUGAUCUUCCACAUUGAUCCCGAUUCGGGUGCCAUCACACUGGGCAAGAUUUUAGACCGAGAGACCGCAGGCUGGCACAAUAUCACUGUGAGGGCUGUAGAAGCAGAUAACCACACCAUGGCGUCCCACUCAGCAGUGAGUAUUCGGAUUCUGGAUGUAAACGACAACCCUCCUGAGCUGGCCACACCUUACGAAGCCUCUAUAUGUGAAGAUGCCAAACCAGGCCAGCUAAUUCACACCAUCAGUGUGGUGGAUCGAGACGAGCCACAAUCUGGACAUCGCUUUUACUUCACCCUGGCCCCGGAAGCCUCCAGCAAUCGACACUUCACCCUGUGGGAUGUCAAAGACAACACAGCUGGCAUCCGGACCCAGCGGUCAGGCUUUAACCGCCAUGAGCAGAAUGUGUACUUCCUGCCCAUCCUGGUGGUUGACAGCGGGCCUCCCUCCCUCAGCUCCACAGGCACCCUGACCAUUCACGUCUGUGGCUGUGACACAGAGGGAGCCAUCCAGUCCUGCAAUGCCACGGCCUAUGUAAUGAGUGCUGCUCUCAGCCCUGGGGCACUUAUAGCACUACUGGUCUGCAUGCUCAUCCUCAUAGUCCUCGUCCUGCUGAUCCUGACCCUGAAACGUCACAGGAAGGGCCAGAGGAUGGCGGAGGAUGAGGAGGACAUGAGGGAUAACGUCAUCAAGUACAAUGAUGAGGGCGGAGGGGAGCAGGACACUCAAGCAUACGACAUGAGUGCCCUGAGGAACCUCUACGACUUCCCAGAGGCCAAGAGCUGUGACUCUGGCCCGGACAUCCGCUCGCUGCCGCAGUGGAUACAGGCUAACCGGGUGGGUGGCGGCGCGGAGGGACCUGCGGCGGUGGCGGCCGCGGCGGCAGACUUCUCCCUAUUCAAAGGCUACAUCCGAAAGAAGGUGGAGCAGGCUGAUGCUGACCUGUCGGUGCCGCCGUACGACUCCUUCCAGACGUACGCCUUCGAGGGCACCAGUUCACCAGCGCUCUCGCUCAGCUCCAUCCACACGCUGUCCACCACCUCAGAGCAGGAUUUCUCCUACCUCAGCGACUGGGGACCACGUUUCAGGCAACUGGCGGGCUACUACGCUCCAGGAAACCCUGAGGAGGAAGGGUCCUAG